AUGUCUCGCGUAACGCGUCGAACUGGGCGUCGUAUCAAAGCCAAACGGCUGCAGCACAACGGGAUUCAUCCGUCCUCUUCUGAUACCCCCAUGGCGAACCGAGAAGCUUUGUUUUUGGAAAAGUUGCGAUUUUGCUGUCGUAUUUUUGACUUUUCCGUCUCACAAAAGCAACUUAAGUUACUAGAGCUAAAGCGCCUCACCUUAAUAGAGCUGGCAGACUAUCUAUCUUCGCAAGACUUCACUUUGACAGAACCAAUGUACAAUGAAAUUAUACGGAUGUUCACGGUUAAUGCUAUUCGAUAUCUUCCUCCGUUAGCAGUUACCAAAUUCGGUCCAGAAGACAAUGAUCCUGAAAUGGCAGAAGAUGAGGAGUACUCUAACCCUUCAUGGCCCUAUUUACAGGCACGUAUUUGA
Messenger RNA from Protopolystoma xenopodis, 414 nucleotides. NCBI's taxonomy places the organism in Eukaryota, Metazoa, Platyhelminthes, Monogenea, Polystomatidea, Polystomatidae. The record is from the annotation of a GenBank genome assembly.